This is a messenger RNA of Vigna angularis (adzuki bean), 1284 nucleotides long. RefSeq lists its product as uncharacterized. Bases 1 to 1284 code for a protein of 427 amino acids. The transcript has 7 exons. Lineage: Eukaryota; Viridiplantae; Streptophyta; Magnoliopsida; Fabales; Fabaceae. The record is from RefSeq and is a predicted model, not a curated record.
AUGGCAGAUGGUUUUGGCCCUCCUUUUCCACCUUUAGGAAAAUCUAGUAAGGGGAAGGGGAAGAAAUCUUAUGUAGUCAAGUUGAUGACACGUUUCAAUAAUGAAAUUGGUUCAAGCAGUCAACCAACUACACCUACCUCUACCUCCACUGGUAGAUCUGUCCCACCUCCAUUACAAGUUCCUGGCUUGACUCCCACUCCACAUCAAGUUCCUACAUCUACACCUACCUCCAUUUGUACAUCUCUUCCACCUCCAUUACAAGUGCUUGGCUUGACACCCACUCCAUACCAAGUGCCUACUGAUCGAAUGGCAUCACUCUCUCUCAAUGUUGGUUCUAACCCAUCAACUCCCACAAAUAUUGCACCAUCACCUAGUACAGUGGAUGCAGAUCCACAUUCCAGUUCAGCCACCAAUGACGUCGAAGAAUGUUCAAACAGUCGUCCCAUGAUUACACCCGUUGGAGGAGGGUUUUAUCCUACAAAAACUGCAUCGAAGGCAAUCACAACCACCAUCAAGCAACAGUUUGAUGAGCCAUGGCUAACAUGGGGACAAAUCCCUAAGCCAGCCCGAGAUGUUUUCUUUGACUGUUUUAAGAGAAAGGUUUCAUGGAAGCCUGAAGAUGAAGAAAAGGGAAAGAAACCUGAUUGGCUGGGGGACGAUACUUGGAAUGGUCUUCUGGAAAAGUGGAACAUGCCACUUUAUAGACAAAAGUGUGAAACGGAAAAGAAGAAUUGGACAUCUGAAAAGGGUGGCUAUUUGCACACUAGAAGAUCUAUUAGCGUGCAUGAGCAUGCUAUUCGUUUGUCACAAGAGCUUGGUCGGUCAGUGCAUGUUGAUGAAAUAUUUCAGCAGAUACAUAUUCAUCAAUCAACAGGGGAAUUUGUUGACGAAAGGUUUAGGCGGACCCAUGAACAAUUUCAAGCAAAAUUUUCUCAAAUAAGAUUUGAGACUACAUUUGUUGGUGCCUUAGCAUGUAGUCCUCUAGACCUAGCGGAGGAGGAAAGAUUAAGAAACCGGUGUUGCUUAGAGGCUGCUAGUGGAAAAUACAAGGGACGCGUAUAUGGCAUUGGAAAUCAACUUCAAAAGUUUGAAGGCUUUAUUGGUGUCAUCCUACCAUUCCUUCCGCCUUCGACAACUGUAGCUGCACAAGACUUUUUCAACCUCCAAAAUCCUCAAGUUCAAAAUCAAGCACCCAAUGAUGUCCAACUAGAACAACAACCUCCAGACCAGCAACCACCAUAUCAACAACCACAAGAUGGAAAUGAUGGUUAUAUGGAUUAUUAG